AUAAAUCAUUCGGAUUGUUGGGAAGGUUACUGAUUAAAGCUAAACAGUUCGCCACUGUCGAUUUUGGGAUACGCGCGAUAAGUCCAGCAGGCGUUCUUACCAGUUGACAGUUAGUGCCCGACGCGAAUCAGUCAAAACUCGGUUGAAUUCAACCGUGGGACCAUUUUGACACCAAAGUAUCAAAUGACCAUAAGCCAUGACUCAAAGUUCGGGGUUGUUGUUGUCAAAGUACCCGUUGUGGCUACAAUGGGUCGGUGCUUUUGGAGUGAUGUUGAAGUUGUUUGCGUGCGGCCUGUCGGUCGGUUGGGCCUCACCCUACCUGGCAAGCUUUACGAGUGGAACCGCCCCGUUUCCGGCGACAACGGACGAGGUAUCAUGGAUGGCGUCGACUUACCAGCUGGGGAGAUUCCCCGGCGCAAUCCUAGGAGCAGUUGGCGUUCAGUACUUCGGUGGAAAAAUAGUGAUAAUAGGCAAUGCGGUCGUCCUGUUGAUUUCCUGGAUCCUGGUAAUCGUGUCGAACUCGGUGCCCUGGAUAUACGCUGCCAGAUUCCUCAGCGGACUGUGCGCUGAGGCAGCGAACAUCUGCUACCCUCUCUACCUCGGAGACAUUUCAAGUCCCAGUAUAAGGGGGACUCUUAUGGUCCUGGCAAUCAACGGCUUGACCUUCGGGAUUGUAGCCGGAUAUGCGAUAGGUCCUUACGUAUCGAUGAGAGUGUUUUCCGGAAUCGGCGUUGCGCUCAUCAUCGGUUGCAUUGUGAUCGUUACACUGUUACCCCAGUCACCUUACUACCUCGUGAGUAAAAACAAGACGAAAGAGGCAGAAAAUUCGGUGCUCAGUUACAACCGAAAAGCUGAUGUCCAACUGGAAAUGGAUUUGAUAAGGAAAUUUGUCGCCAGAACGGAAUCCAUUACGUUCACCGAUCGAUUGCGAGAAUUGAAUUUGCCCAAAAAUCGAAAGUACGGACUCAUUUUAAUCGCCUUGAUAUUCUUCAUGCAAACAUCCGGAAUGAACGUACUGAUAACUUACACGGAGAGCAUUGCGACCAGAGGAAUGUUGAGUUUGAUUUCACCUUCCACAAUGCCAAUCACACUGGGUGGUCUGACCAUUCUUGGUGCUUGGACGUCCAUGUAUUACGUUGACAAAUUCGAAAGGAAAACAGUUUGGGUAUUUUCCACAGCCGGACUUGCCGUGAACUUGAUAGCCUUGGGGACGCACUUUUAUCUUUUGGACGUCGGCGUUGAUCCCAGCUACUUACAAUGGCUCUUCAUAUUGUCCGUAAGCAUAUACGGUGCAUUCUCCAGUAUGGGAAUGGGAUCAAUCCCGUAUAUACUCCUCAGUGAACUGUUCGGUUCAAAUAUACGAACACUGGCGAUUUGCAUAUGUUGUUCUGUCGGUGGCUUGUCUGGAUUUGUUGGUAUCUACGGUUACCAGUAUCUGUUGGAAGUCAUUGCCGAAAGUUAUAUCUACUGGAUAACUGGAGCUUGGGUGUUCGUAGCUCUCAUUUUUGGCCUCGUACUGGUACCAAAUACAAAGGGAAAAACACUCACGGAAAUUCAAGACGUCCUGCUGGAGAAUUAAUUAUGCGGCAUAAGGCGAAUGCUUUGAAAGUUUCAGUCAAGCAAGAAAUACUGAUUUCCUGUUACGAUCUUUUAUAAUGACAAAAAAAAAAUCGAUAUUCAAAACAUUUGCUUUCACCCUCUAUGAAUUUUUUUAGCAAUAUUUAUCGCAAUCGGUUGUUUGCAGCAACAAUUCGAAGUACCUGCAACUUCAUUUAAGCAGUAAUUACUCGACCACUUAUCAUGAAAAUAAAAUAUUUCUAACAAAAACAUAAUCAAAAAAUGUAUUAUGAGGUAACAUGUGAACAAAAUGAUCAUCAAGUCUAUUUCUAUGUUUGAUUGUCAUGAA
Neodiprion fabricii is the source of this 1906-nucleotide messenger RNA. RefSeq names its product facilitated trehalose transporter Tret1-like. Bases 197 to 1579 code for a protein of 460 amino acids. Gene Ontology annotation, biological process: transmembrane transport. Lineage: Eukaryota; Metazoa; Arthropoda; Insecta; Hymenoptera; Diprionidae. The record is from RefSeq and is a predicted model, not a curated record. Gene Ontology annotation, molecular function: transmembrane transporter activity. Gene Ontology annotation, cellular component: membrane. The transcript has 2 exons.